Dichomitus squalens LYAD-421 SS1 is the source of this 1398-nucleotide messenger RNA. RefSeq names its product PLP-dependent transferase. The coding region runs from base 1 to 1398 and encodes 465 amino acids. The record is from RefSeq and is a predicted model, not a curated record. Lineage: Eukaryota; Fungi; Basidiomycota; Agaricomycetes; Polyporales; Polyporaceae. The transcript has 10 exons.
AUGCCGAUCCCGAAACUUACUCCUGGCCCCGGCGAAACUUACGAUGCUAGCCAAAAGCCGCCACCGUUCGGGCAUCCGUUGAAGGCUUACUUCGCGCUAGACGAGGACUACGUUAAUCUCAACCACGGAUCGUACGGGUCCCUUCCUCUCCCGCUCAUAUUCAAGAUCAACGAACUGAGCUAUGAGAUCGAGAGGAACCCAGACAAGUUUCAUCGGUUGACGUUUCGACCCGAGGUGGAAAGAUCUCGGGAGGCGGUUGCGAAGCUUGUUGGCGCAGAGGCCGACGAGAUCGUCCUUGUGCCCAACGCGACGCACGCGCUGAACGUCGUUCUCCGUAACUUUGAGUGGCGCGACGGCGAUGUUCUCAUCGGAGCAAGCACCACAUAUGGCGCGGUCGCGAACACGAUCAAGUACCUCGCCGACCGCUCGGAGGGCCCGCGUCCGGACGCGGCUAGCGUUGAAUACAACUUCCCGCUCACGCACACCCAGAUCGUGGACAUUUUCCGCGCGAAGAUCCGGGAGGUCAAACAGCAGUAUCCGGAGUCGCGGUUUACCGACAUCCCAGCGUUGUCUCCCGGAUUCACGGAGGACCCGGCGGGGAAGAAGAACAAGCUCGUCGCCGUCAUAGACUCUAUCACAGCGAACCCCGGUGCCCUAAUGCCUUGGAAGCAGAUGGUGCGCGUUGCGCACGAGGAAGGCGUGUGGACCGUCAUCGACGCGGCGCACAGCAUUGGCCAGGAGCCGAAUAUCAACUUGACCGAGGCCAAGCCGGACUUCUGGCUGUCCAAUGCACACAAGUGGUUGUACGCGAAGCGCGGAUGCGCCGUUCUAUAUACUCCCCGCCGGAACCAGUACAUCAUCAAGUCCUCCAUUCCUACAUCUCACGAAUACAUCUCUCCCAAGGAUCCUCAGUACAAGAUCAAGGGUACAAACUACGUCAACCAGCAUAUAUGGACAGGGACAAGCGACCUGUCACAAGCUGUAACUGUUACGGAGGCCAUCGCGUUCCGCGAGUGGUUGGGCGGUGAGAAGGCCAUUUACGACCAUUGCCACAAAGUAGCCGUGGAUGGUGCGAAGAAACUAGCCGAGGUUCUGGGCACGCGCGUUAUUGACGAGAGCGGCGAGCUCACCGCAAUGAUGUCCAACGUUCAGCUGCCCCUUCCCACCAAGGACGAGAAGCCCAUCAACCUCGAGAUCUACCUGGAAGUUGACGCGUACUUGAAGGAUCAGUUGCUCAACAAGUGGAAGACGUAUGCGGCACACUUCUACCACAACGGGGCGUGGUGGGUGCGCUGCAGCGCUCAGGUCUACAACGAGGUCUCGGAUUUUGAGUACUUGGGGAAGGCGCUCAACGCGGUAUGCCAGGAGGUCAAGGAUACCAUCUUGUCAAAGUACUAG